GGUGUGAUCUACUGGUGUACAAGUACAAGGCAUGGGUUCAACUAGUUUCUUAAAGCCCAGGUCAUCUAUAUACAAAACUAAGAGCGGUUCUAGCGCCGGCUCCGACAAAGAAAUGAAUGUCAAACUUAAGCGUUCAAAAAUCAGGCGACCAGCCAAGAUGAACGAUUACGGGAUGAAAAGGAUACCGGAUUAUACUGAGAUGGCUUACAAGGAGGCUGUGUCUAAAUUGAAGUAUUUCCUUUCGGGAAAUAAUCCGCCAAGCGUUCGUAGUUACGGAGGUUCCAUUAAAAACUUGGACGAAUCUGACGGAGAUUUGGACAAGAAAUACCAGAGUUCGUACAACAAUCUAUCUGAAUACAAACUAAGGCCGCGACUCACUAGCAAAUAUGCCACACUGUAUGCAGACAGCCUUAGCAAUUAUAACCCGCCUCAGGCGACUGUUAAUGCAAGUAACCUGGUCUCCCAAGACGUCGGCAGCGCCAACCCUGACGUGGUGAACUUUAUCCAGAAACAAGAGGAAUAUAUUGAACAACUGGAAAAAGAAAGCCAGUACUGUAGGGACGAACUGAACAAUCUCCUCGGCAAAGUCAAAGAAGUUAUAUCAGAGAAUGAACAUUUACACGAGGCGCAGAAAAAUAAGAUUAUAUCGAGAAUGUUUCAUUCGUACAACGAGUCGGAGACCGAUGAUUUAGACGAUGUAGGAGACAGCACUGGACUAGACAGUGAUUCAAAGAUAUCCCCAUCAAAGUCUCGAAAAACCAGGUCUCGUUCCACAAAACUUGAGGGUCCGAAUAUUGUCUUCGAGUCGCGGAUCUCUGAACUUGAAGCUCAACUGACGCAAUCCAAAAUUGACCUCAAAAAGCUUCAGGACGAAAACAACGAAUAUAAACGUAAACUGGCCAACGGUCUCGUGGACUCGACAUGUCUAGAUGGAUUUAAAAGACAAAUUGAUAAUUUACAAAGAGAUAAAACAGCGCUGGAGUCUCAGAUAUCCAAACUGAAACUAAGUUUGGAGCAAAAAGACGGGGACUUUGAAUCCAAAUACAAGAAAGGCUCUGACAUUAUAGAACAACAACUCAGAGAGGAGAGAAACAACUUAGAAACAGAGAUUCGCAGAUUGAAGGACGAGUUAUCUUCCGAGCGAGCCAAAAAUCGCUCUUUAGCUGGUGAAGGCGCCAGGCGUGCUGUAGCCGAAAGGAGUGCCGCGGAACAAAGAUACCACCAGCACUGUGACGAACUACAGAGAGAUCUAGCCGUUCAGUACGACUAUGUAGCUAAACUCCAGCUGGAUCUCGAGCGCCAGCGUCGUGAGGAGAACGACUUGAAACGUGAGAUAUCUAUGAAGAGCACAGCUAUAGAUGAACUCAAAAUGGAAUUGAAGAAUAAAAUCGCAUCCCUUCAAGCAGAUUUGGCCCAAGCUCACGCGGAGAAAGCUUCUUUGGAAGAAGAACUCGCGAGCGCAAGACUCGCUAUAGAGAGACAUCAGCGACAAGCCAAACAUGAGACCAACAGGCUCAACUCAGAGAUUCAGUCUGUUCGUCAACGUUUGGACAGAGCUGACGCUGAUCUGGUCCACUCAAGACGUGAAAACUUACGUCUUUCCGAACAAAUUUCCACCCUGGAAAGGGAGCUGAACCUGAAAAACCUAACUCCCAUAUCGCCGGAGAAGAAGGGAAAGGAAAAGGAAUUAUCGAGCAUGUUGGAAACCAUGGAGAAUAAACAUGCUAAGACAGUGGCUGAGUUGGAGUCUAUGAUUCAAUCACAAAACAGUCUGAUGGAGAAACUCACCGGUGAAUGUCGUUUGCUCACUGACAAGCUCGACGAUUCGAACCGUAGGCACAAGGAAGAACUGGCAACUCUGCAGCGUCAAGUAGAAACCCUCGGACGAAAUCUGCAGACACCGCACCAACCUAGCAAUUAUCAAGCACCUUCCACGCACGCGCCCAUCACAACUAGAAUAUCAAAUGGUUCAGCCGAUGCCGGAUUUGAACAUUCCGGAAGUGACCCCUCCAGAAACACCCCGCUCAGACAUCACGACAACAACACAAGAAACUCUGAUACUCAACAAAACAGAGAUAUAGCUAUGAAAAAUCAGAAAUUGGAUAGUCCUAAAACACAAAAUAAACUCGAGCAAAAACCCGAGAUAACACCAGUACCAGAAAAUAAUUUAACAAAACAGUCUUCAAGAGAAUUCACAGAUAACAAUCAGUUACAAACCCAAAAAAAUAUUGAAUUAGAAGAGGUUCCAACAGGAAACGUAGAAAAUACUCUUAAAGAAGAAGCCCGCGAAGAAACAAAACAAAACGAAAGUCAGGAAGAAAAAGAAGUUGAAAAAGAAAACACGCAAACGGAAAAUUCAGAGGAAGAACGACCAGAAGAAUUUGAAAAUCAAAAUUAUACAGAACAAGGGUUUGAGAACUAUGAACAAAAUUACGAUCAACAACAAUACAGUGAACAACCAGCGUAUUCUGAACAAGAAUUCACUGAGAAUACAGAAUACCCAGCCCAAGAAUACAAUGGGCAACAGCAAUAUACCGAGCAAUAUGAAAACUAUGAGCAAUAUACUGAUCCCAACACACAGUAUGAAGCGCAACAGGAAUAUAACUACGCCACUGAUGAUAAUUAUGGCAACCAAAAUUAUGAUAACCACCAAGUUUCAGCAGAUUAUGCUCCUGAAUAUCCCGAUUCUGCAACCGAACAAACAGAAUCCCAAGAGAGCAAAACACUUGACGAAAAAUUGACUAACCAAAGUUAGCAUAGUUAAAAUGUGUUUUAUGUGCAAUAUUUGUUAUAAUUUAGCUUGUUUAUCUGAGAGUUUUGACGCCAUUUUGCUUUUGAUGUUAGAAACAAUUUGUUUGUAUUCGUAAAAGAUAAAAUACCGAAAAUUUAGUAAUAGGUUCAAUAGACUAUUAGAGUAACAUUGCUCAAUAAAUUGAAUUCUAGUGCGAAAAAA
Danaus plexippus (monarch butterfly) is the source of this 2953-nucleotide messenger RNA. Its product is annotated as serologically defined colon cancer antigen 8 homolog. NCBI's taxonomy places the organism in Eukaryota, Metazoa, Arthropoda, Insecta, Lepidoptera, Nymphalidae. Gene Ontology annotation, biological process: centrosome cycle; neuron migration; tube formation. The coding region runs from base 32 to 2755 and encodes 907 amino acids. Gene Ontology annotation, cellular component: centriole; centrosome. The transcript is spliced from 16 exons. The record is from RefSeq and is a predicted model, not a curated record.